CUGCUUCUUCUCUAUCCCAACUAAUGGGUAAAGCCUUCAGGGGUUAGGAGCCGGUGAUCCGGCCAAGCCACUAGGAUCACGUGGUCUCGUAUAGAUUCAUAACAAAUUUGAUUGAUAACUUGAAGUAUACUGUGGCCGAUCACGUGGAAGAAGUCUCUCCUUUUCUGAUUGAGCUUCUCUGAUUGGCUGAUUAUAAAUCACCUCUGCAAUUGCCACCGCCUUCCGUUUCUGAAAUCAGGCCUUUUCAACAAUGGGUUGGCUGUACAAAACUCUCCUGCAACCCCGAAUUGACCAUCACUGCUUUGACAGCGUCACGAGCCCAUUUACUUGGAAUAUCUCACCGCUUAGCGGUAUAUUGCAGAACCCCUUGCUCCCUGAUUCGGAAGGAUUCCAGCAUCAAAUCGUAUUUGAACUCAACUGCCGCUCAAAUCUCCGGCCGCGAGCUUCGAAGCUCCUACUCAGUCGUUGCCAUCGCAAUUACAGUUGCCGCAUAUCUUUCCCUUACUUCCCUUUCGGAACGGACAAGAUAGUCAUGUCUGCAGACGUUAGCUACGCUGCAUCACGAAUCCUAGCCUCCGGCAGCGAGCGCGACCCUAGUUACAACGAUUUCUCCUUCACCCCCUUCUUACGAAGCAGCUUUGGCUUCGGACUCGCUAGCGAUGUACCCGUCUGCAAGGCCUACAGCGAAGGCCACUGCCCCUUGGGCCCAGCAUGCCCCGAUCGACAUCCUACCCCAUCUCGAGUGACAACAUCAACCACUACCGCUUCGGGGCUGGCACCGUCCACGACGCACGGGUCACUCGUUUGCAAGCAUUUUCUCAAGGGGCUGUGCAAGAAAGGCCUCAAAUGCGAAUAUCUCCAUGAAUACAACCUUCGUCGGAUGCCAGAGUGUCAAUCCUUCUCGCGGUCCGGCUACUGUCCGAAUGGCGACGACUGUCUAUACCAGCACGUGCGGGAGCAGGCCCGGUUACCACCGUGCGAACACUACGAUCGGGGAUUUUGCCCGCUGGGCCCGGUGUGUGCGAAACGUCAUGUGCGCCGCCGUCUGUGCCAGUAUUACCUGGCUGGGUUCUGUCCGGAGGGUAAGGCUUGCACUGAUGCUCAUGCCCGGUGGGUUGAGAAUCUUCCCAAGCCAUCGAUUAGGGUGGAGAAGUCGGAGGAGGAGCUAGAGCGGGAGAGGCUUUUGAUCCGCGAGGAACAGGAAAGAGAAAAGGAGCGUGAACGGGAAUGGAGGAGUGAGCGGGGACGCGGGGGUGGAUUCAUGCGUGGCCGGUUUCGAGGCCGAGGACGUGGGAUGUAAGUGGUGGAAUGUUAUGAUAGAGAAUCGGUUUGGUUUAUGUUGGAUUUAAGCUUAUUACUAGAACAUUGAGAUACCCAAGUUGAGGCAUUGACAAUUUAUUUCCUACGCGUGAUUCUGCUAUAGUAUGGUGCUAAGUGUACGUAAAAGAAGCGGCUUUAAGUAGGAGGAAUGGGUAGUAGAAACUGCCAUCCGUGGAUCAAUGUUUGUACAGCACCUAGAGCACACAGCCUAUGAGACUCCCUGUAGUAAAUAGAAAUACGACUUAAGAUUGGUACUCCAAUGGAUGACAUCAUGACAGAGCACCAUUGCAUUUCCGUAUUAGUAGUUCACAGUGCCGUUUCAAUGGGAUUAUUCACCACGCGGAAUUAGACCGCUACGGAUUGAGUCUUCUUCGUACGAGGGAAUGGAUCAUUUCAGCCUGAAUAAGAAAUCAUUCAGCAAGGCAAUAUC
Messenger RNA from Aspergillus alliaceus, 1750 nucleotides. It is a transcript of the gene yth1, whose product is annotated as cleavage polyadenylation factor RNA-binding subunit YTH1. The transcript has a single exon. Bases 251 to 1300 code for a protein of 349 amino acids. Gene Ontology annotation, molecular function: RNA binding; metal ion binding. NCBI's taxonomy places the organism in Eukaryota, Fungi, Ascomycota, Eurotiomycetes, Eurotiales, Aspergillaceae. The record is from RefSeq and is a predicted model, not a curated record.